This is a messenger RNA of Olea europaea var. sylvestris, 1382 nucleotides long. RefSeq lists its product as uncharacterized. Bases 363 to 815 code for a protein of 150 amino acids. Gene Ontology annotation, molecular function: GTPase activator activity. Lineage: Eukaryota; Viridiplantae; Streptophyta; Magnoliopsida; Lamiales; Oleaceae. The transcript is spliced from 5 exons. The record is from RefSeq and is a predicted model, not a curated record.
UUGAAAUUUGAACCUUGCACCAUGCUUAAGGGAUAUGUUUAGCAUGCAGUAUUGGACAAUACAAUAAACAUGAUUUUAACCUUUUUUGUUCUUUAAUCUUUUCGAGUAAUAUUAUCUAGUCCCCCUUAACAAACAAACCACUUAAAGGUUUGGUCUUAGGUAUAGCACGUUAUUCGCUUCGUGGUGCUUACGUAGCAGGGUAAUAUAACAUCUGCAACAAAUGGUCGAGGACCGGUUCCAAAUGCUCCGUCCGAGGAAUCAUCUCAAGCUUCCUCAAACCAGCACAGGACACUGGAUUGGGAGAUGUGUCAAAAUCUAUUGGACGAGAGGAACUUCCUGCGGACCUUUUCACAUUAAAUCACAUGGCAUUGGCUUCAGCAGUUCCUAGUUGGCAAGUGCGUCCACCUCAUGGAAUGGGAUACGGCAUGCAAAUUUAUCCGGCUGCAAUGUCAAUGGAUCCUUCCCCGAAUUCUGCAAAGCCAAGAAACCCGUUUGAUCUUGGUGAUGAACGGCCACAAAUUCAAGCUGCAAUAUUUCCGUUUGUGGAAUCUUUGCACGGGGCUCUAACUAACAUGCCACCUCCGGUGGGUUUACAGCCUCAUCCAUCAUUGCCUUAUGCAUCAGCACUGGCUUCACAGGUUUCCCCUUAUGGGGUGAACAUUCCUGCAGGAGCAUACAUGGAGCAGCAAUCACUUGGUAACCCGCAACUUACUAGGUAUAUUUUGGAUUUCCGGAGAUUUGUUUUCAACAAUCUUGCAGUUUCUCAGCUAACACACAAUUUUGAUGGUUUAAGUUAUUUGCAAAAUCCUUGUUAGCAAAUGUACUAAACUAAUGUGACUUGGACAUCUGUAGAAGAAAGCACGGGUGACAUGUCUAGAGUUAAAUGAGGUAGCCGGCACUAGACUUCAAACGAAAUUUCAUGUUGGUGACAGAGCCUCAUUUUGUUUUAAGUUUGUAACUGAACAUAAAUUUUGUUCCAAUUUGGUCACUCCAUCUAUGUUCAAUAGUUUGACUAAUGGAAAAGGUGACGCGACAUUCUAAUUUUUUUCCCAUAAUGCUUAACUGCUUUCAGACAGGGGUGCUAAGUUUCAAGCAUAUUCAUUAAGUUUCUCAUUUUAUUUCACUUUUUGAGAUCCUUUGAUUUGUUCAAUGAUAACAAAUAAAGAAAUCCAACCCUGUUAUGUUUUUACUUCAUAAAUUGUUUACAGUUUUAGUUUGUUAUUGCAGACCACAAGAAGUUAGUCUUAACUUUGGCAGUGGUGAAGAUGCCUUGGCUGCCCUCAACCCCAUUCAAAAGUCCAAUGGAAGGGACUUGUCUCCUGCUCCACCUUUUCCAUCAAUUGGAGGAAAUCCAUUUGGAUAGUUUCUUGAACAUAUUGUUC